This is a messenger RNA of Arvicanthis niloticus (Nile rat), 1863 nucleotides long. It is a transcript of the gene Rae1, whose product is annotated as ribonucleic acid export 1. NCBI's taxonomy places the organism in Eukaryota, Metazoa, Chordata, Mammalia, Rodentia, Muridae. Gene Ontology annotation, molecular function: protein binding. The record is from RefSeq and is a predicted model, not a curated record.
GUGGCGCGUGCGCGGUGCUUCUGUGGUAACGGGGCAGUUUCCACCGGCUUGAGGCGACUCGGAGGUCUGGGGUCUCCUGGCCGCGCCCCGCUCCGCCUCGCGCCCGAGCAGGUUCGUGGCUUCGGGCCCCGCCGCGUGCGCGACCCUCAGGCGGCCGCGCGCGCCCGUCCCCGCCAGCCGCGCUCCCUCAGGAAAGCCCGGGCCCGCGUGGGGAAACUGAGCCCCUCUCUGCAGCCGGACCCUGUGCGCUCUGCUAGGAAGGAGGAAUUAAUGUUUCCGGUUUAAAGGUGGGAAAAUCAAGACUAACUCACGUUCCCAAGACACACAGCUGUGCAGAAGCCCUGUCCUCCCUGGCUCAUCCAAGCGGGAAAGCUGCCUGUCUGUGCAUCUCUCUACCUGUACAGACAGGCUUGUAGUCGUCAACACCAACAUGAGUCUGUUUGGAUCAACCUCUGGUUUUGGGACUGGUGGGACCAGCAUGUUUGGGAGCACAACCACAGAUAACCACAACCCAAUGAAGGAUAUUGAAGUAACGUCUUCUCCUGAUGACAGCAUUGGGUGUCUGUCUUUCAGCCCGCCAACCUUACCAGGCAACUUCCUUAUUGCAGGAUCAUGGGCUAAUGAUGUUCGAUGCUGGGAAGUGCAAGACAGUGGGCAAACCAUUCCAAAGGCCCAGCAGAUGCACACCGGGCCAGUGCUUGACGUCUGCUGGAGUGAUGAUGGGAGCAAAGUAUUCACAGCAUCGUGUGACAAGACAGCCAAGAUGUGGGACCUGAACAGCAACCAGGCCAUUCAGAUAGCACAGCAUGACGCUCCUGUUAAAACCAUACAUUGGAUCAAAGCACCAAACUACAGCUGCGUGAUGACUGGGAGCUGGGAUAAGACUCUGAAGUUUUGGGAUACCCGGUCGUCAAAUCCUAUGAUGGUCUUGCAACUCCCUGAGCGCUGUUACUGUGCAGAUGUGAUAUACCCAAUGGCUGUGGUGGCCACUGCAGAGAGGGGCCUGAUUGUCUAUCAGUUAGAGAAUCAGCCCUCGGAGUUCAGGAGAAUAGAGUCUCCACUGAAGCACCAGCACCGGUGUGUGGCUAUUUUUAAAGACAAACAGAACAAGCCGACUGGUUUUGCUCUUGGAAGUAUUGAGGGGAGAGUUGCCAUUCACUACAUCAACCCUCCAAAUCCGGCCAAAGAUAACUUCACCUUCAAAUGCCACCGAUCCAACGGAACCAACACUUCCGCCCCUCAGGACAUCUAUGCAGUGAAUGGAAUUGCCUUUCACCCUGUCCACGGCACCCUUGCCACUGUGGGCUCUGACGGUCGGUUCAGCUUCUGGGACAAAGAUGCCAGGACAAAACUAAAGACUUCGGAGCAGUUAGAUCAGCCCAUAGCAGCUUGCUGCUUCAAUCACAACGGAAACAUAUUUGCUUAUGCUUCCAGCUACGACUGGUCCAAGGGACAUGAGUUUUAUAAUCCCCAGAAGAAAAAUUAUAUUUUCUUGCGUAAUGCAGCUGAAGAGCUAAAGCCAAGGAAUAAGAAGUAGUGGCCUGAAGCUGGGGCUGUUGGAGUUUCGUCUCCACUCCACCUCAUCUCUGCCCACACUUGGGCCCCAGCUCUGGGUGGCCACCCUGGCUGUGGGUGUCCACUUCUGCAGGACUGUGUUCUUGCAGCGUCGGCGCGGCAUCCUGGAGACUUACCUUCUCUCCAUUCCACUCCCUGUUGCGAUUUUCCUGAAACUGAGGGAAUGGAGACUCUCCCUGAAGUCAGACCUUGAGAGCACUGUGUCCAGCAGUGUUUAUUUGACAGUGUUGGGUGGGAACUGUUGGUGAGCCCUGUGUUGUGUUUUAUAAAUAAAAUAUUUUGAAGAUG